This is a messenger RNA of Molossus molossus (Pallas's mastiff bat), 5310 nucleotides long. RefSeq names its product ATP-binding cassette sub-family A member 17-like. The transcript is spliced from 30 exons. The record is from RefSeq and is a predicted model, not a curated record. Gene Ontology annotation, molecular function: ATP hydrolysis activity; lipid carrier activity; ATP binding. Gene Ontology annotation, cellular component: membrane; intracellular membrane-bounded organelle. The annotation marks the transcript as partial. Gene Ontology annotation, biological process: transmembrane transport; lipid transport. NCBI's taxonomy places the organism in Eukaryota, Metazoa, Chordata, Mammalia, Chiroptera, Molossidae.
AUGACAGUGUUCAGGAAUUUAAAACUUCUUCUCUGGAAGAAUUUCAUCAUAAAGAAGCGGAAGGCUCUGAUAGCAAUCCUUGAAAUCUUGAUGCCAUUACUAUUUUCUACAAUCAUAAUGUAUCUUCGUUUCAAGAGUGUACCAACAAGUAUGCCUCCUUCCCACUAUAAAGUAAUUGACAUCAGUAUACUGCCAUUCUUCUAUUCUGUUCCUCUGAAAAAUAGAUUUCAACUCAUUUACAUCCCCUCCAAAAGUGAAACUUCGAAGGCUAUCACCGAAAUGGUAAAAGACACCUUUGACGCUGAUUUUGAAGUUCUAGGCUAUCCUUCAGUGCCUUCUUUUGAAAAUUACAUAAUUCAGAAUCCCAAAGCUUUGCAUGUAUUGGCUGGAAUUGUUUUUGAUCAUAAAUUCAAUGACAGCAAGGAAUCCUUGCCACUUGAGGUUAAGUAUCACUUGCGCUUCAGUCACUUUCAGAAUUAUUUAUACCCAAGGCUAAUAUUUUAUGACGAGGACUUAGCCGGCUGGAGCACAGACCGUCUUUAUCCUCCUAAUCCAAGCCAAGAACCCCGGGAAUCUCAAUAUGAUGAUGGGGGAUACCCUGGAUACAGUGAUGAAGGCUUCCUGGCCAUACAGCAUGCAAUGGAUAAAGCCAUCAUGCAGCACCAUGCUCUCAGUGAGACGAUCAAAAUGUUUGAGAAUCUCAAAGUGUUUCUGAAGAGAUUCCCACAUGGAGCCUAUGUCCAUGACAACUUCUUCUUGAUCCUUCAGAAUGAGAUGCCUAUUCUCCUCAUGCUCAGCUUCAUCUGCAUCAUGCUUAUGGUUAUCAAUUCCAUUACACUGGAGAAAGAGAGAAAAUUGAAGGAGUAUAUGUGUAUGAUGGGACUGCACAACUGGCAACACUGGGUUGCUUGGUUCAUUAUAUUCUUCAUUUCUGCCUUCAUUGUUGUUUCUUUCAUGACCAUUCUCUUCUGUACAAAGGUAAACAAAAAAGCAGUGUUCAUGAACAGUGACCCUAGUUUGAUAUUUGUUUUUCUAAUGUGUUUUGCCAUUGCCACAAUUUUCUUUGCAUUCAUGAUCAGCACAUUCUUCCAGAGAGCCCAUAUUGCAACUGCCUUAGGAGGCAUCAUCUUCUUCUUCACUUACGUCCCGUAUGUGUACCUCACUUUCAGCUACAACCAGAGGAGCCACUUCCAAAAGAUUAUCUUUUGUCUCCUCUCAAAUGUUGCCAUGGCACUGGGAGUCCGAUUAAUCUCCACAUAUGAGUCAAAAGGCACAGGCAUCCAGUGGAGGAACGUUGGCAGUGUAAGUGGAGAGUUUAAUUUCACUCAGGUGCUGUUGAUGCUACUACUGGACUCUUUCUUGUACAGCUUGGUGGCCUGGUACACGGAGUCUGUCUUCCCAGGGGUGUAUGGUAUAGCCAAGCCUUGGUACUUCAUUAUCAUGCCCUCCUACUGGCAUGAAGUACCUUUAUCUCUUACGCAUUCAGUCUUGGGCAUAGAAAAUACUGAGGAAGCUAUAAGAAGCAAGUUCAUUCAGGAAGAGCCUACUGGUUUGACGAAGGGAAUUGAACUCCAACAUCUAUACAAGGUGUUCUAUAAGGGAAAGAAUAAAUACAUGGCAGUCAAAAAUCUGACCAUGAAUCUGUACCAGGGGCAGAUCACUGUUCUCCUGGGUCACAACGGAGCAGGCAAAACUACCCUCUGCUACAUGCUAACAGGUCUUAUUCCCUCUUCACAUGGACAGGCCUAUAUCAAUGGGUUUGAAAUUUCACAAGACAUGUUUCAAAUUCGGAAGAACCUGGGCUGGUGUCCCCAACAUGAUAUCUUGUUUGAUAAUUUGACAGUAGCAGAACAUCUUUAUUUCUAUGCUCAGCUGAAAGGCUUGUCCUGCCAGAAGUGCUCUGAAGAAGUCAAACAGAUGCUGCACAUCCUCAAUCUGGAGGACAAGCGGGACUCCCGGUGCAAGUUCCUGAGCGGGGGGAUGAAGCGCAAGCUGUCCAUCGGCAUCGCCCUCAUAGCGGGCUCCAAGGUGCUGAUGCUGGAUGAACCCACUUCAGGUGUGGAUGCCGUCUCCAGAAGGGCCAUCUGGGACCUUCUUCAACAGCAGAAAAGUGGCCGCACUAUCCUGCUGACCACCCAUUUUAUGGAUGAGGCUGACCUGCUUGGGGACCGCAUUGCCAUCAUGGCCAAGGGGGAGCUGCAGUGCUGCGGGUCUCCACUGUUCCUCAAACAGAAAUAUGGUGCUGGAUACUAUAUGACUUUAGUGAAAAAACCUGAUUGUAAAACAGACGCGAUUUUGCACCUGAUUUAUCAUCACAUACCAAAUGCAAUUUUCCAGUCCAACACUGGAGGAGAAUUAACAUUUAUACUUCCUAAAGAGAAUGUGCACAGAUUUGAAUUGCUAUUUACUGACUUGGAACUGAUGCAGGAAGAGCUGGGCAUCUCCAGCUUUGGAGCCUCUGUUGCCACUAUGGAAGACAUCUUCCUUCGGGUUUGUAAAUUGGCAGAUUCCAGUACAGAUAUCCAAGCCAUCAAGAUUCCCUCUGUCCAUUCUCAAUCCCUGGUUAGCAAAGUUCCUGUUAACAGAUUUAAAAAUCUUCAUUCAAGUCUCUUCUCAGUAAAGUCCGACCUGCCAAUCUGCCUGAACACUGGGCUCCAUCUUCUAUGCCAACAGUUCUGUGCCAUGCUCCUGAAAAGGAUUACAUAUGCUCGGCGACACUGGAUAAUGAUGCUGUCCAUACAGAUCCUGGUGCCUCUGGCGAUCAUUAUAGUCAGCCUCAAAGCCAUCAACUUCAAAGCAAGCCUGACAAAUGUCCCAUUGGAGCUGGCACUAAAAAUACACGGACAAACUAUUGUUCCAUUCUUUAUUUCUCCGAAUUCCAGGCUGGGUCCUCAGCUUUCAAAAAAUUUUACAAAUAUGCUUGUGGCUGAGAAACAGAUUCCUCUGGAGAUCUCGAGUUCAGUGGAGGCAUUCCUACUGAAAAAGGCAGAAGAGGAGCCUGAGAACUUUGAUCAGAACUACGUAGUGGCAGCUUCCUUUGAAGAUAUGAAUAACCAAACCAUAGUGACAGCGCUGUUCAACAACCAGGCAUACCAUUCCCCUGCUCUGGCACUGGCACUGGUGGACAAUGUUCUCUUCAAGCUGCUCUCUGGUGCCAGGGCUUCAGUUACGGUAGUCAACUACCCUCAACCUCUGUCAACCAAGGAGAACUCCGAGAAUAUUCUAUUUGAGGGCAGUAAAAGACAUUUUUUCAUUGUCAACUUGCUAUUUGGUUUGGCUUUCCUGUCGAGCUCUUUUUCCAUCUUUACAGUCAAAGAGAGAUCCAGCCAGGCCAAGCACAUCCAGUUCAUCAGUGGAGUACACAAGGCCACUUUCUGGCUCUCCGCUCUGCUGUGGGACCUCAUCUCCUUCCUCGUCCCCACUCUGCUGGUGCUGGUGGUGUUUUUGUACUACAAGGAAGAAGCCUUUACACGCCAGGAAAACUUCCCAGCUGUUGUCUUAACAUUCAUGCUCUAUGGCUGGGCUAUCAUCCCCCUUAUCUACCUGAUCAGCUUCUGCUUUGACAACGCAAGUAGCGCUUGUGUUAAGCUCAUCAUAAUGCUCACCUUCUUGAGCAUUGGACCCUUUAUUGUCGUCUCAGUCACAAGUGAAAAAGAUCUAGGCUACACAAGCAUCUCAGAGUCCUUGGAUAACACAUUUCUACUGUUUCCAGGCUACUGCCUGGCGAUGGCCUUCGCCAACUUAUAUUUUAACUUUGAACUACAAAAGUUUUGCAGUGUCAAGAACCUGAACGAGAUUGAGUGCAAUCAAGUUGUACAGGGGUAUCAGCUCCAAAGGAACAUCUAUGCCUGGAAGUCUCUAGGGAUGGGGAAGUAUCUGACAGCACUUGCCAUCUCAGGACUGGUGUACAUCGAACUGCUUUUCUUCAUUGAAACCAAUGCCUUGUGGCAACUGAAAGCCAGUUUUUCGGACUUCUGGAGGAAGCGAAAAUUGCAGGUGGUGUCACAAAGCAUGGUGUCAGUUCCUGGAGACCAAGAUGUGGAAGAGGAGGCAAGAAGGAUCAAGACUAAUCUGAAAAAAUUGUGUGAGAAAAACCCACUGGUUCUUAAAGAAGUGUCAAAGGUCUAUGCCAAGAAGGUACCCCCACUGGCUGUGAACAAGAUCUCCUUCACUGUCCAGGAAGAGGACUGCUUUGGCCUUCUUGGCCUCAAUGGAGCUGGGAAAAGUUCCAUUUUUAAAUUACUGACUGGGAAAGAGCCUCUCACCUCCGGGGACGUCUUUGUCAAGGGCCUCAGCAUCAGCUCUUUCUUGGAGAAGGUGCAGAAGUGGAUUGGCUACUGCCCCCAGUGUGAUGCCCUGCUGGAUCACAUGACAGGCCGGGAGACGCUGGUAAUGUAUGCCCGGCUCCGGGGUAUCCCUGAGCACCACAUCAGUGCCUGUGUGGACCAAAUUAUUGAUGACUUACUCAUGAACACAAACUCAAACCAGCUGGUGAGGACCUACAGCGGUGGCAACAAGCGGAAGCUGAGCACUGGCAUUGCCCUGCUUGGAGAGCCUGCAGUCAUCCUCCUGGAUGAGCCAACCACUGGCAUGGACCCCGUGGCCCGGCGCCUGCUCUGGAGCACACUGGAGAAGGUCCGAAAGUCUGGCAAGGCCAUCAUCAUCACCUCCCAUAGCAUGGAAGACUGUGAGGCCUUGUGUACUCGUCUGGCCAUCAUGGUGCAGGGUCAGCUCAAGUGCCUGGGCAGCCCGCAGCACCUCAAGAGCAAGUUUGGCAGCGGCUACUCUUUGCGGGCCAAGGUCAGGAGCGUCAGACAGCAGGAGGCACUUCAGGAGUUCAAGGCCUUUGUGGACCUGACCUUCCCAGGCAGUAUUCUGGAAGAUGAGCACCAAGGGAUGGUUCAUUACCACCUGCCUGGCGAUGGCCUCAGCUGGGCAAACGUAUUUGGCACUCUGGAGCAAGCCAAGGAGAAGUACAUGCUGGAUGACUACACAGUCAGCCAGGUCUCCCUGGAGGACAUCUUCCUGAGCUUCACCUGUCCUGGGCUCCCCACCCAAGGGGAAAACAAACAAGGGCAAGCAGAGCCAGCAGGCCCCUCAUCGCCACCACCUCUCUCCCAACCUCCCUCCAAGCCUCCCUCUCCACUUCCCUCCAAGCCUCCCUCUGAGCCUCCUUCUCCACUUCCCUCCAAGCCUCCCUCUCCACUUCCCUCCCAGCCUUCCUCUCCACUUCCCUCCCAGCCCUCCUCUCCACUUCCCUCCCAGCCUUCCUCUCCACUUCCCUCCCAGCCUUCCUCUCCACUUCCCUCC